This is a messenger RNA of Lactuca saligna, 10385 nucleotides long. The record is from the annotation of a GenBank genome assembly. Lineage: Eukaryota; Viridiplantae; Streptophyta; Magnoliopsida; Asterales; Asteraceae.
GGUGCUUCUUGGAAACGCUAUAAUCUCGAUCAUCUUCAACCUCCACGAUCGAUCCUCUUUUUGUUUCUUGUUCCCUUUUCGUUAAAUUCCUCACUAAGGUUUUUGUGAACAAGUUGAAUUAAUUACCUUGGAGAAGAAAUCAGCAUCAGAUUACAGAAUAAGACCAUAAAUUCAGUUAGAUCUAUUGAACGUCUACGUAGAAGAGGAAUUUUGUCGAACAAUUUCAGUUUUUUCGAUGGUUUCGCUACAUAAGCGAUGAUCCGCAAUCGGAAGGGCGGAUUCUCAUCAACCAAGUUUCGGCGAAUUAGUUUGAUGGGUAUAAGUCUUGAUUGUGUAUGAAUAUUGGCGGUGGAAGAAUGAACAUUGUAAGAGGUGUUGCGGGUCUUAUUCGAAGGACAUCUGGCUAUGGUGGUGACUAUAGUGUAGGGUCAGCAUCUCAUAAGUUCCCUGUUCCAUCUCCAAAAGUUAAAUUCAGUGAUAUUGGUGAUGAGGCAAUAUUAUCUGCACUAUGGGAGAGAUAUCAAAGUGUCUCUGAAAAGGCAGAAAUACAAAAGGCUUUUCAUAUAUUUCUUAAACAAUUUUUUGUAAUAUACAAGAAUUGGGAGCCAUUAGAUUUAGAUAAUUCCACAGAGACUGCUUUGGGUGUCUCAUCUGGGGAGGAGUCUGAAAGUCCUGAUGAAGUUAUCAUUGGCUGUUCUACUGCACAUCCUGCUGAAAUCAUAGUGAUCUUAAUAGAAGAAGUUACAAAUAUAACAGCUAUGGUCACUGAAUGCAUAUCAGGGUCUUCAAGUAGCUUGGUUAUUACACCUGAAGGUUUUCGUGUCUUAAAAUGUUUGACUAUCAUGACCCGGUCAAUGCAUAACUGUAAAGUUUUGGGGUAUUAUGGUGGUAUUCAAAAGCUGACAGCACUAAUGAAAGCUGCUGUUGUCCAAUUGAAAACCAUUGCUGGCGCGCUUUCAGCUGAUGAAACUUUAUCGAGUUCUAAUGUACAGAAGGCUGGUGUUUUACAAAAAGUACUUGUACAUGUGGUUUCGAUUUUAUGCGGGUUUAUCAAUUUACAGCUAGAUAUAUAUGGAAAAGCUCAGAUAGACGUUGACAACUUGGAGGAUAGUAUUGAAAAGAUGGCCACAACUCCAGAACCUUUCAUUGAUUCAAGGGAUCCUCUUUCUGAAACAAGAUUGCAGUGGCAUCAGAAGGCAGUCAUAUCAGUGAUGGAAGCUGGUGGUCUUAAUUGGUUAGUAGAGCUGUUGCGGGUGAUUAGACGAUUAAGUUUAAAAGAACAAUGGACAGAUUCGUCUCUUCAGUAUAUGACUUUAAGGACUCUUCAGUUGGCAUUGACUGAUAACCCACGUGGUCAAAACCAUUUUCGGAGCAUUGGGGGCCUUGAGGUGUUGUUGGAUGCUUUGGGAGUUCCAUCAUUUAACUCUUUAAGUUCAAGAAAUUCAUCUUCUUCUGAUCAUGGAAGUGGAGAUGGAAAUCGUUUAAUGUGGGUUUUGCAGCUCCAUGUUCUUUCUUUGGAGGUCCUCAGAGAAGCAGUUUUUGGCAACUUGAACAAUUUGCAAUUUCUCUGUGAAAAUGGAAGAGUGCACAAAUUUGCAAAUAGCUUUUGUUUGCCAGCAUUUGUGUUUCAAGAAUUCAUGCAACAAAGAAGCAGCUCAUUGGUGGAGGAUGAUUCGAAAGCCAAUAUUCAGAGUACAGGAAUAACAGAAACUUCUUCGUCUGUGAAUAAACCUAGUUGUCAAUAUUGGAGUAAUUAUACUGUUAAUUUGAGCAAAACCCUCUAUUCCUUUAUUAUCCCAUUAGAGGAUUUAAGAUCACAUCAAGUGCAAUCGGGUCGUAGUACUUUUCCAUUUUCCUCUGUCUAUGGGGAACUUUCAAUAAAGUUCAUGAUGAGGGUUCUUCUAACUGUAUUUCCAAGCAUCAAGGCCUUUUCAAAUCAAAACGAGCUUCCUAGCCACUUAAGAAUAUUUCUGUAUUCGCUGCAGCAUUAUGUGCUAUUUGUAUUUCGGAAGAUUCUAGUUUUAUCCCCCUCAUCACUGGAUGUAUUUCGUGAUGAUCGCCCAUGGAGCACUGAGCCUUUUACUCGUUCAAGAUCCACUAACAAACGAGUACCAAGCUAUGAAACUGAUAUCCUUCAAACAAAUGUAAUUUCUGUUGUGGAAUUUGCUGCAACACUGGAUGCAACUUCACAUAAUAUGCCUGAAUGUUCUGUGCUGUUAGAUGCUUUGGAACUGUUUGCUUGUAAUCCUGAGGUCACCACUGGUCUAGCAAAGUGUCUACUCCACAUUUUGCAGCUUGCACCUGAGAAAACUUUUACUUCUUUUAAGACACUUGAUGCAAUUCCUCGUGUGGUCAAAGUUACCUGUAUUCAAGCUCAAGAGUCCAAAAAACCUGAAAGUGAAAGGAGUAGUUCACAAAUUUCAAAGAAAUCAAAGUCACCAGAGAAUGUUCGUGGUUGGCGGGAUAGUAUGGAAGCUUGCAUGCAGCUUUUUGCAGAGUUCUUUUCGGUUACUGAAGAAGCAAAGUUUUUGGUUUUGAAUAGUUCUACAUGUAUUGAUUGUUUGUUUGAUCUUUUCUGGGAAGAAUGUUUGAGAAGUUCCAUGCUUUCUUAUAUCUUUGCCCUCAUGAAGAUCAUUCCAUCUUCUGAAGAAGACCAAAAGGCAAAGUUAUACUUAUGUUCCAAAUACUUGGAAACCUUUACACAUCUCAAAGAAAGGGAGAAAAACUUUGCAAAACUAUCAAUUGAUCUACUGGUUGGGAUGAGAGACAUGCUUGUGAAGGACCGGAUGUACUUCCAGACUUUGUUCCGUGAUGGUGAGUGUUUUCUGCAUGUUGUAUCUUUAUUGCAUGGGUAUGCUGAAGAUGAUGAAGGUGAAAAACUGGUUUUAAAUGUUCUUCAAACUCUAACCUCUCUGCUUACGGGUAAUGAUGCCUCCAAGACUGCUUUCCGAGCUCUUGUUGGAAAAGGUUAUCGGACACUGCAAAGUUUGCUGUUAGACUUCUGUCACCGAAGACCCAAUGCAGGUCUUUUAACCGCUCUACUUGAUAUGCUUGUUGAUGGAAAGUUUGAUCUCAAAAAGAAUCCUGUUAUGAGGAAUGAAGAUGUUAUCUUGCUUUAUCUGAGUGUAUUGCAGAAGAGCAGUGACUCGAUGCGAAAUGAAGGGCUGAACAUGUUCCUUCAUCUACUGAGAGAUUCCAUAUCAAAUAGAGCUUCAUGUGUCCGAGUGGGAACACUUAGUUUUCUUCUUGACUGGUUUCCUUGUGAAGAUAAUGACAGUGUUGUCCUCAAAAUUGGGCAGUUAAUUCAGGUCACUGGUGGACAUAGUGUAUCUGGGAAAGAAAUUCGCAAAAUAUUUGCUCUACUUCGAAGUGAGAGAGUGGGGACCCGCCAGCAGUACUGCUCAUUAUUAUUAACCAAUAUUUCAUCUAUGCUAAAUGAAAAGGGACCCACAGCCUUCUUUAACUUUGAUGGAAAUGAUUCUGGAAUAAUAAUCAACACGCCACUGCAGUUACCUCUUUAUAAAGGAUAUUCUUUUUCUUGUUGGCUUCGUGUAGAAAGCUUUCCUACAAAUGGAACAAUGGGGCUUUUUAGUUUUCUUUCAGAUAGUAGAAGAGGAUGCUUGGCUGUCCUUGCAAAGGAUAGGCUUAUUUUUGAGUCAAGAUAUCAGAAGCAACAGUGUGUUUCAUUUCCUCUCAAUCUUGUUGGUAAAAAAUGGCAUUUUCUGUGCCUAACUCACAGUAUUGGCAGAGCUUUCUCAGGAGGGAGUCUAAUAAAAUGUUAUUUGGAUGGAGCUCUUGUUUCAUCAGAAAAAUGCAGCUAUCCCAAAGUCAAUGAACCUUUGACCGGUUGCAUGAUAGGAGCACCGAUUAAUUUGCUUUCUUAUGAAGAAGAUACCACUUCCUCUUCCAGCAAAGAAUCAUCUCCAUUUUUUGGUCAAAUCGGUCCAGUUUAUCUCUUCAAUGAUGCCAUCACUUCUGAACAAGUGCAGGGAAUCAAUUUCCUAGGCCCAAACUAUAUGUACUCUUUUCUUGAUAAUGACCUUACAGUGUCUGCUGAUAACCAACUGCCCAGUGGGGUUCUUGAUGCCAAAGAUGGUCUGGCUUCCAAGAUUAUAUUUGGACUCAAUGCACAGGCUAGCAAUCGAAGGGCGUUAUUUAACGUUUCUUCUUUGCUGGAUCAUGCGGUUGACAAGAGUUCAUUUGAGGCAACUGUUAAAAAUGGGACUCAACUAUGUUCUCGCCGAUUGUUGCAACAAAUUAUCUACUGUGCUGGGGGCGUUUCUGUCUUUUUCCCUCUCUUCACCCGCAUCGAUUUGUACGAGAAUGACAGUCAGAAUCUGCUGACACCUAUAACUAAAGAGCGCAUAACUGCUGAAAUCAUUGAGCUUAUUGCCUCUGUUCUAGAUGAAAACCUCUCAAAUCAACAGCAAAUGCUCAAUAUUUCUGGAUUUUCGGUUCUUGGUUUUCUGUUGCAGUCACUCCCUUCCCAACAGCUUAAUAUGGAUACCUUAUCGGCUCUCAAACAUAUGCUAAAUGUCAUCUCAAAUUGUGGCUUGGCUGAAGUCCUUGUGGAAGAUGCAAUAUCGCAUGUAUUUCUCAAUCCUUUCAUCUGGGUAUAUGCAGCCUACAACGUGCAAAGAGAACUAUACAUGUUUCUCAUUCAGCAAUUCGAUAAUGAUCCAAGGCUUCUAAAAUCUUUAUGUCGUUUUCCUCGUGUUCUUGAUAUAAUUCACCAGUUUUACUGGGAUAAAAUGCCUUCUCCCAUUGCUGGAAGCAAACCUCUCUUGCAGCCUAUAACCAACAAAGAUUUUGGGAAGAGGCCCAACAAAGAAGAAAUACAAAAAAUACGGCUGCUUUUACUGAGUAUUGGUGAGAUGAGUCUUAAGGAGCAUAUUGGAGUGUCGGAUAUUGAAUCUCUUGUAUCCUUUUUUGAGACAAGUCAAGACAUGGCCUGCAUUGAGGACAUUUUACAUAUGAUUAUCCGAGCUCUUUCCCAAAAAUCACUGCUUGCAUCUUUUCUUGAGCAAGUCACUUUAGUUGGUGGCUGUCGUCUUUUUGUCAAUCUGCUUCAAAGGGGCUAUGAACCAAUCCGAUUGCUCGGUUUGCAAUUCCUGGGAAGACUUUUGGUUGGUAUCCCAUCUGAGAAAAAGGAGUCAAAAUUCUUUACUUUAGCCAUGGGAAGAUCAAAGACUCUUCUAGAAGGCCCCAAGAGAAUCGAGUUAAGGCUGCCACCCAUUUUCUCUGCCAUGUCAGACAGGCUGUUCCGAUUUCCUCAGACAGAUCUUCUUUGUGCAACUUUUUUCGAUGUUCUUCUCGGUGGUGCUAGCCCGAAACAGGUUAUACAGAGACAUAAUCAGCCUGAGAAGCAAAGAAACAAAGGAACCAACGUGCAGUUCUUCCUACCUCAAAUAUUGGUUCUCAUUUUUAAAUUUCUGUCUAACUGUGAGGAUGCAAAUUCAAGAAUAAAAAUACUUGAAGAUCUGCUUGAAUUGCUAGAUUCAAAUACCUCUAACAUUGAGGCACUUAUGGAAAAUGGAUGGCAAGCAUGGUUAGUUGCUUCCAUGAAGCUUGAUGUGUUGAAAACCUACAAAAUGAAACCACAACGUGAUGGUGACCCUGAAUUAGUUGAGCAGAACCAUGUGAAGACCCUAUUUUCUCUAGUUCUAUGUCACUACAUACAGUCAUCAAAAGGUGGAUGGCAACCUCUGGAAGAGACUGUGAAUUUUCUCCUGAUGCAAUAUGAACAUGGUGGCAAGUCAUAUUGGUACCUGCUACGUGAUAUAUAUGAGGAUUUGAUGAAGAGGCUUGUGGACUUAUCUUCUAGAGAAAAUAUCCUCUCCUCACAGCCAUGUCGUGACAAUACAUUGUACCUUCUGAAACUAGUUGAUGAGCUGCUGAUCUCUGAACUUGAUAACAAGCUUCCAUUUCCAGCAUGUGGCUAUGAUUUCUCUCCUGAACACAUUCGGUUGGAAAAUGAUAGAGAUCUUGUUUCUGCUUUGUACGAGGCCCUUCAGGGAGAUGGUCAUGAUCAUAUCUCAAAGGCUCACAAGCAGUCUGUCUCUAAUCAAGUUGAAAAGAUGGAUGAAUCAUGGUGGAAUCUGUAUGACAAUUUAUGGGUUGUGAUUAGUGAAAUGCAUGGGAAAGGGCCAAGCAGGUUGUUACCAAAAUCAUCAUCAUCUGUAGGGCCAUCUUUUGGUCAAAGAGCACGUGGUUUGGUCGAGUCACUUAACAUUCCUGCUGCAGAAAUGGCUGCGGUUGUUGUCUCAGGAGGACUCACAAAUGCACUCAGUGGGAAACCAAACAAAGUAAUCGAUAAAGCCAUGCUGCUAAGGUCUGAAAAGUGUUCAAGGAUUGCUUUUCGACUUAUGAUUGUAUAUCUAUGCAAAUCUUCUCUUGAAAGAGCUUCAAGAUGCGUCCAGCAGUUCAUUCCCAUACUGCCCUGUAUCCUCUCUGCUGAUGAUGAGCAAAGCAAAAGUCGACUACAAGUUUUUAUCUGGGCAUUGCUUGCUGUUAGAUCCCAGUUUGGGAUGUUGGAUGAUGGUGCUCGGUUUCAUGUCAUUGCUCAUUUGAUCCGUGAAGCAGUUGACUGUGGGAAGCUGAUGUUGGCAACCAGUAUUGUUGGAAGAGAUGAUUUGUUGGAUACAAGCAGUGUCUCAAAGGAAUCCGGAACAAUCCAGAACUUGAUACAAAAGGAUCGCGUGCGUAUUGCGGUUUCGGAUGAGGUUAAAUAUUUAAGAAAUAGCCGUGCCGAGCAAACAAAACAAGUUGCUGAGUUUCGUGUUAGAAUGAAUGAAAUUAUAUCUUCUGAUUUGAAUCAAUGGAGAGCUUUUGAAGAUGAUAUACGCAGUAGCUUAAAUUCUAUUCUUGCCUCAGAUGAUAGCAGAAGAGCUUCCUUCCAGCUUGCUCAUGAUGAGGAGCAACAAGUCACUGCUGAAAAUUGGAUACACAUACUCCGCACUCUGAUAGAUGAAAGAGGUCCAUGGUCAGCUAAUCCAUUCCCUAACAAAAUUGUUACACACUGGAAGCUUGACAAGACAGAAGACAGAUGGAGGCGUAGGCAGAAGUUAAGACAAAAUUAUCAUUUUAAUGAAAAGCUUUGUCAUCCUCCUUCAACUGUUCCUACCAAUGGGACUAUUCCUUCUCCACCCGAAACAAAGUCAGGGUUUGCAGCUCACAUUCCACAGCAAAUGAAACAGUUCUUGCUUAAAGGAAUUCGAAGGAUUACAGAUGAAAGUUUUUUGGAAUCUGUAGAACUUGAUGCUGAAAUCAGUGAGCACAAGGCUUCCACCAGUGAGGAUGUACCUGAGAGACACAACUCAGAGGCUCCAAAAGAGGAAAGUGAGCAGCAGAGGGAUUUCCAUGACAGGAAAGACCAUUCCUCUACUACUACUAGCUCAAUUGAAUCAGAGGUGCUCAUGUCUGUUCCAUGUGUACUUGUUACACCAAAAAGGAAACUAGCAGGUCGUUUGGCUGUGAUGAAGAAGUUUCUACAUUUUUUUGGGGAGUUCUUGGUUGAAGGCACAGGUGGAUCAUCUGUUUUUAGAAAUAUUCAAGCAUCUGGUGGUUUUGAUUCAAAUAGAAGUGAUAAUUUAGCAGCACAAAAGCAAAAGUAUAUCAAAUGGCCACUUAAUUUAGAUUUAACAUCCGAGGGGGAAGCCUCUGAUAACAUAAAUGCAGUUCUUGGUAAUCUUCUUCAGAAGCAAUCUGAAAACAUCAAGCGCCAUAGAAGAUGGGAAAUCGGCAAGAUAAAGGCUGUCCACUGGACUCGCUAUUUGCUCAGAUACACUGCCAUAGAGAUUUACUUCAACGACUCAACCGCUCCAAUAUUUUUUAAUUUUGCAUCAAAUAAAGAAGCCAAAGAUGUUGGAAGCUUGAUAGUUUCCACUAAAAACGAAUCUGUUUCUCCAAAGGGCUACAGAGACAAAUCUGGAGUUAUUUCCUUCAUUGAUAGACGUGUUUCAUUGGAGCUUGCUGAAACUGCAAGAGAAAGCUGGAGGAGAAGAGACAUUACAAACUUUGAAUAUUUAAUGGUUCUCAAUACCCUUUCAGGCAGAUCAUAUAAUGAUUUGACUCAGUAUCCUGUGUUUCCUUGGGUAGUGGCAGAUUAUUCAUCUGACACUCUUGAUUUUAGCAAGUCCUCUACUUUUCGUGAUCUUUCAAAGCCUGUUGGAGCACUGGAUCAAAAACGGUUUGAGGUUUUUGAAGAUAGAUACCGUAACUUCUCUGACCCUGAUAUCCCCAGUUUCUUUUAUGGAUCCCAUUACUCAAGCAUGGGUAUUGUGCUAUAUUAUCUCCUUAGGUUAGAGCCUUUUACAGGCCUCCACCGUACAUUGCAGGGUGGUAAAUUUGACCAUGCAGACCGACUUUUUCAAAGUAUUGAGAGCACAUAUCGUAACUGCCUUUCUAAUACAAGUGAUGUGAAGGAGUUAGUGCCUGAAUUCUAUUACAUGUCAGACUUUCUUGUUAACUCAAACUCUUACCAUUUUGGAGUGAAACAAGAUGGUGAACCUUUAAAUGAUGUUGGCCUCCCUCCUUGGGCCAAGGGAUCACCUGAAGAAUUCAUAAGUAUAAACAGAGAAGCACUAGAAAGUGAAUAUGUUAGUUCAAAUCUCCACCACUGGAUCGAUUUAAUCUUUGGCUACAAACAACGUGGAAAACCAGCAGUCGAGGCAGCAAAUAUCUUCUAUUACUUAACAUACGAAGGAGCUGCUGAUUUAGAAACAAUGGAAGACGAGUUACAAAGGGCAGCCAUUGAAGACCAGAUUGCUAAUUUCGGUCAAACCCCGAUUCAAAUCUUCCGGAAGAAACAUCCUCGAAGGGGCCCACCAAUCCCAAUCGCCCACCCUCUACGAUUUGCCCCUUCUUCCAUUACUUUAUCCUCAAUAGUUUCUAGUACAAGUACACAUCCAUCAGCCGUGUUGUAUGUCGGUAUAUCAGAGUCGCAUGUUGUCCUUGUGAAUCAGGGACUCACCAUGUCAGUCAAACUAUGGUUGACCACCCAAUUGGCAUCUGGUGGGAACUUCACCUUUUCUAGCUCACAGGAUCCUUACUUUGCCAUUGGUGCUGAUGUGGUUUCGCCUCGUAGAAUUGGUAGCCCUUUGGCUGAAAACAUUGAACUCGGAGCACAAUGCUUUACAACAAUGCAGACGCCAUCUGGCAAUUUUCUUGUUUCAUGUGGCAAUUGGGAAAACAGCUUCCAGCUCAUUUCCCUUAACGAUGGAAGAUUGGUGCAGAGUGUCCGACAGCAUAAAGAUGUUGUUAGCUGUGUUUACGUUACAUCGGAUGGCAGCAUCUUAGCAACGGGUAGCUACGACACAACCGUGAUGAUCUGGGAAGUUUUACGAAUGCGGUCCCGCGGGAUCCCAAUCGACUCCUCCCACCGCAAAGACCACGUGAUCGCCGACACACCAUUCCACAUCCUAUGUGGACACGAUGACGUCAUCACAUGCGUAUACGCAAGCACAGAGCUGGACAUAGUGAUCAGCGGAUCAAAAGAUGGGGACGUGCGUAUUCCACACCCUCCGGAAAGGCCGAUACCUGCGGUCCCUCCAACACCCGUCGGGGUGCCAGGUGUCGAAACUGGUGGCAUCUAGGCACGGAAGGAUCUUGGUUUAUGCUGACGAUGAUUUGAGUUUGCAUCUUUAUUCGAUUAACGGGAAGCAUCUGAAUUCAUGCGAGUCGAACGGGAAGUUGAACUGUAUUGAGUUGAGUGGGUGUGGUGAGUUUGUGGUGUGUGGGGGGGAUCAGGGACAGAUUGUGGUGAGGCUGAUGAGGUCACUUGAGAUAGUUGGGAGGUAUAGUGGCGCUGGGAAGAUCAUUACGUGUUUGACUGUGACACAGGAGGAGUGUGUGUUGGCGGGGACUAAGGAUGGGAGUUUACUUUUGUAUUCCAUUCAGAAUCCCCAGCUUCGUAGGACCACUGUUUCCAGGACCUUAAUUAAAGCUAGACCUACACCUACACCUACACCCAUUUCUGGGACGUGAUUUCAUGCUCAUUCAUACCUUUAGUUGACUUUACUUCAGUGCAGAUUAUGAUAACCGAUCCCUUUACAUGAUGACAUUACCAAGAUGUACAACAACACAAAGACAGUAGUACACUAUAUAAAUAUUCGUGCAUUUUCCCCAUUUCAAUACUCCCAAGGAAAACGGUGAAACUAUGGGUUGACACAUUCUAACACACUAAUUCAUGUACAUUAUAUGUGGCCUCUUUUUUUUUAAUCAAGUUACAUGUAUUACACAUAAUGAAUUAAUCAUGAUAAAUGUAACCAUAGAUGUGUUGAUCUCUUUGUACAUAUGAGAUCAACUCCUUUCUUGUUAUUGUUAGUUAUAACUUAUAAUGGCGAUCCCCAUUUUCAGGGGUUUAUAAAUAUUUUUUUUCUUCUGCC